Megalobrama amblycephala (Wuchang bream) is the source of this 5987-nucleotide messenger RNA. RefSeq names its product leucine-rich repeat and fibronectin type-III domain-containing protein 2. Gene Ontology annotation, molecular function: protein binding. Gene Ontology annotation, cellular component: postsynaptic density membrane; cell surface. The coding region runs from base 1011 to 3353 and encodes 780 amino acids. The transcript has 5 exons. The record is from RefSeq and is a predicted model, not a curated record. NCBI's taxonomy places the organism in Eukaryota, Metazoa, Chordata, Actinopteri, Cypriniformes, Xenocyprididae.
GAUCCGACACAAUCGGACAUCCUGCGUCUAAGCGCAGUCAACCCAGAUAGACCAUUCCCCUUAAAGGCUAAUUAUUUAGGUUCAGUGGACGUACAGAUAAUGCGUAAAUCCGGACGCCUUGGUAUGCGCGCUAUACGUCCGUCUGUGCAUUACUGUGAUCCUGAUAAGCUUCUCGGAGUUGUCCCUGCAACGCACCGUGUCCGUUCUGACUCGUUUGUGCCAUCUACAGAUUUGCACGGCUCUGGAGAGCUCAUGAUCGCCGUCUACACACGUUCAGUAUAGGCUAUACAUGCUUCAACUGACCUGCGCUUUUUGCAACCAAUUCUUUUUUCAAACUAGGCUCAAUCUGUCCGCUUUCCUCGGGGGUUAUCUGGAUAUCUCUUUAGUUUGCGAACGGAAUUGCUUGCGCUUUACUGGAUUCACUACAAAACAAUGAAGAAACAGACAGCAACUGAAACACGGGAAUAAACGGGUGGCGUUCGGAGAGGAAUAACAAUUUAACGAGAGAUCUGGGGAUAAUUGUCUGAUCUAGAAGUGCGUGUGGCCGUUUUCAGCUCAACUUGGUGGAAACUACACAUGAAUGGUGCGAUAGGACUCGGAUAUCAGCGCAGGUCGGUGUGCAAAAGAAUGCACCUUCCUUCGUUUCUCUGCCUUUCUUUUACAUGAAACAAGAAAAGAAGAUGUGUUGAAACAGCAAAGGCUUAGAAUUAAGUGCAUUCAAAACGAAUGGAUACGUUCCCAAUGAUUAAGGUGAACGAGUGACCCAAUGAAGUGGAAUACUACUUUAUCGGAGUGCUGGAAGAGAAGUCACCUUGCCCCAGUUCUCCGAGAGCACAGGGAGAGAGACAGGCAUCUCUGAUUGUUUGUUGCCAGUAGGGAGACGGGAAGACUGAGAGCUUUUUGUGGAAUACUAAGGUGUUAGCCUGCUGUCUGAGAGCGUUUGAAAUCAAGGCUGCGAGAAGGAACCAUAUGGCACAAAACACAAUAUAGGUCCCUGCUUGUGAUUUACCAUGGCCAAAGUGCUCUGCAGCCUCCUCCUCCUGGGAAGCGCAGUGAUGAUGACCACCGCCUGCCCUAAAUAUUGUGUCUGUCAGAACCUCUCAGAGUCCUUGGGCACAUUGUGCCCGUCCAAAGGUCUGCUGUUUGUGCCCCCUGACAUUGACAGAAGAACCGUGGAAUUACGUCUGGGAGGAAACUACAUCAUCAAAAUUACCCAGCAGGACUUCACCAACAUGACGGGCCUUGUGGACCUCACACUGUCACGAAACACCAUCAGCUUCAUCCAGCCCUUCUCCUUUGUAGAUCUUGAAACCCUGCGUUCGCUGCACCUGGACAGUAACCGGUUGACAGAGCUUGGCCCAGAUGUCCUGCGAGGCUUGGUGAACUUGCAACACCUUAUCCUAAACAACAACCAGCUGACUCAUAUCUCCAAAGAAGCUUUCGAUGAUCUGCUGCUCACCUUGGAGGACCUAGAUCUCUCCUACAACAACCUGCGGGGUGUUCCCUGGGAUGCCAUUCGCAAAAUGCUCAACCUACACCAACUAAGCCUGGACCACAACCUCAUCAGCCACAUUGCUGAGGGCACUUUUACCGAUCUUGAAAAGCUGGCAAGGCUGGAUCUUACAUCAAACCGUCUCCAGAAGCUUCCGCCAGAUCCUAUCUUCGCUCGGUCACAGAGCAACACCGUUCUUAGUACACCAUUUGCCCCGAUCCUGUCUCUAAGCUUCGGUGGGAAUCCUCUUCACUGUAACUGUGAGAUUCUGUGGUUGCGGCGUCUAGAGCGGGAAGACGACAUGGAAACAUGCGCCUCCCCACCGAGUCUGAAAGGUCGCUACUUCUGGUAUGUUCGAGAGGAAGAGUUUGUCUGCGAACCACCGUUAAUUACCCAGCAUACCCAUAAGCUUUUGGUCCUGGAGGGACAGACGGCCAGUUUACGCUGCAAGGCUGUGGGUGACCCUAUGCCUCUCAUACACUGGGUUGCUCCAGAUGACCGACUAAUCAGUAACUCAUCCAGGGCUACGGUCUAUGAAAAUGGUACUUUAGACAUUAUGGUCACCACCUCUAAGGAUUAUGGGACAUUUACUUGCAUUGCUGCAAACGCAGCAGGAGAAUCAACAGCCUCAAUUGAGCUCUCUAUUAUCCAGCUUCCCCACCUUAGCAAUGGAACUAACCGCACAUCUCAGCCAAAGUCCAGACUAUCUGACAUCACUAGCUCCACUAAAACCGGUAAAGGGGAGACCAAAGUCCAACCAGAACAGGUAGUGUCAGUGUCAGAGGUCACUGCAGUCUCUGCUCUGAUCAAGUGGGUGGUUAGCAAAGUGGCACCCAAAGUCAAAAUGUACCAGCUCCAAUACAACUGUUCAGAGGAUGAUGUCCUGAUUUAUAGGAUGAUUCCGGCGAUCAGCAAAUCCUUCUUGGUCAACAACCUGAUGCCAGGGAUGCAGUAUGACCUGUGCGUGUUGGCCAUCUGGGAAGACACCGCCACCACACUCACCGCGACUAACAUAGUUGGCUGUGUGCAAUUUGAGACACGUGACGAGUACCCCCGCUGCCAGUCGCUGCACAGUCAGUUUCUAGGAGGAACCAUGAUCUUGGUGAUUGGCGGAGUAAUCGUGGCCACUUUGUUGGUCUUUAUCGUCAUUCUUAUGGUCCGCUAUAAAGUGAACAGUGGUUUGCAGGUUGCAAAGUUAGUGACAGUGAGCAACACCUACUCCCAGACCAAUGGGAGAACGCAGGCCGCACAGCGGCUUAACAACGGCGCUCCUACGCCACAGACUCCAAAGACUGUAGUGGUGAUGCGAGAUGAAGUGGUGGAGUUUAAGUGUGGGUCCUUGCAGAGUAGCAUCUCAUCCUCUUCAUCCUCCUCGGCUGACUCUCUUGGAAGCGAGAAAGUCGAGUCCUUUAACCGACACGGGGAUUCUAACACCUUGCCCAACCGAUGGAAGCAGUCGUCAACCAAGGCACGGCCAAACCUGGAUAACCUACUUGGGGCAUUCGCCUCGCUGGACCUGAGGGUUCCCGCAAGAGAUCCAGGAGGACCAUCUUCCUCAGGAACCAUGGCGAUGGCCAUGAGACCCCCCACUGACAAGGAGCCUCUUCUAGGCAGAGGAGAUUCCAAGCUUGGAAAGCUUGUAAUGUUGCCAUCAGAGAACAAGCCCAAGCGCAGCCACUCAUUCGACAUGGGCGACUUUGGUGCUUCGCAGUGCCUUAGCUACCCACGACGCAUUAGCAACAUUUGGACUAAGAGGAGUCUCUCGGUCAACGGCAUGCUCCUGCAGUGUGACGAGAGUGAGGGGGAAGGUGAGAAAGCAACAUUUGAUAGCUCUGAGUGGGUUAUGGAGAGUACAGUCUGACAGAGACAUCAGAUUUUCUCUGCCAAAAACAAACAAACAAACAAACAAACAAACAACACACAAAAAAAGAACGCAUUCUCGGAACCCGUCAGGUGAAAAGGACAUGAACUUGUUGCAUCAUAUGACGACAAGAAGGACUCAAAUGGCUGUAAUGAAAAGACACCUCAGCAGUGGCAAUGACUGUGUAAUGCAUGAUUUUCCAUGUCAAUAUUGUCCUUCUGUUCAUUUGAUCACAAAAAAGUUCAAAGGUUUGUGUCUGAGUUAGGCAAGAAGCCGAGGCCAGGGCUGGUCCUGUUUAUUGAGACCUGGAUGAAGGAUAUCUCCAGUUGCCUUCAAGCAUUUAAGCAGAUAUGAAUAAAUACCCAAGAACAAGGGAUGUGGGGUAUCUCAGAAAAGCAGGGGGAAUAAAAGAGAGAAUUUAUCCGACUGUGCACUGCAGUUUGCCAAGAGGAUUUUCUUCAGCUAAGUGGAUGUGCAUCACAAUGGACCAAGUGUUCCCAUGAGACAGGACUACAUAAUUUUAGCGGGUGAAAUGAAAAAAAGAAAUGCAAAUGUAAUGAAAUUUUGUAGGUUCUUAUUUUCUUUUUUUUGUCAUUUCUACUUUUUAAGUUAAUUCUAGUGUUGUACCCCAGUGUUACACCAUUAAUUUGUUUAAUUACAUUUUAUAUACAGUGUCAGAUUCAGAAACAGUAUUUUUCCUGAACAGCUGAAGAACACAAUACAAUCUGUCAAACGUAUUUUACACAAAUCUGUAAUUCAAGAAGAUUUCUUUGUCAUAAUCAUAUCUGCAAACUUAAUCUGCUUAUUUUCAGUGAUGUUUCAUGACAUUAUGUGCCUAUUUUUCUUUUUCUCUUUUCAGUGCAUCCAUCACAUUUGUUGUUUGUCGACUUUGAAAGCUGGCUGUCGUUUGAUCAAAUCGCUGCAAUUUUUGUUUAGUGCUGGUACAGAACAGUACUAGUCAGAGCUACAUAUUAUUUAUGCAAAUAGAUAUUUACAAAAUAUAUUUCAUACCCAACAAAUACACUGCAUACCAAACCAAAGACAGGCUCUGUUCGAUGUUCCUUUGGUCUACCCUAAAUAAAGAAUGAAAAAGUAAAAAAAAAAAAAAUGGUAAAUGCCAGGAUAGUUUUAAUACCACUGUAUUCUCCAGGUACCUUGGAGUAAAUACCAUGGUACUUGUGAAUGUGAGAAUCACAUGGUAUUACCAUUUACCAUCUUUCACAAUCACUGUAAUGGUAUCGCAUAAUCUAAGGGUAAAAUAAAGUUUUAGGAUUCUCUGAUAUUUAAUGAUGGUAAUUACAUGGUAAUAACACUGUAACUAUACAUCUAUUUCCUAUUUCCUAUUCUUUACAACAAGCCCCUCAAGACUUAAGUCUGAAAUGUAGGUCAGAGUGUUACACCAGACAAUAUGUUGUGAAAAAGAUAUUUAGGACAGGAUCUGGAUCACAGUUUUGUGUAGAAACCUUUAUUAGUGCCAAAUGAUGGUGGCAAGCUUGAUUUCACACAGAGGUGAAUUAUGAUCUGGAGAGAAACUGAGCUUCUCUAUCGUCAUUGUGCCCUUGAGUGAAGGCACUUAACCUCAGGUUGCUCCACGGGGACUGUCCUGAUAUUAGCGUAGUGCAAGUUGCUUCGGAUGAAAAGUGUUGGUUACAUGAUGUUUAAGACCUCAAUAAAUCACAUAUAGUCAUUAUGUCCAAUUUUACCAGUUAAAAAAAUGGUGAUACUUCCUAUGAACACAUCUAUACUGCAUUACGCAUUCAUUUUAAAGAAGUUGUGAAUGUUAUUAUGAGAGUGAGGUUUAAUGACAAAAUAUUGCUACUGUCUUUGUGCAGGAUUAAACUGGGACUGGAUUUGGAAUAGGGUCGCGUUUCUGUGACCUUACCUUUAUCUUGUCCCUGAAUUACAUUACAUAUGAUGCAUUGUUUUGUUGUAAUGUUUUAUAAAAUAAAUUAUCUAGACGUAUUAUCUGUAAAAAUCUCCAGUCAAUUCAGUGUUAAAUUACAUUGCAGACAUCAUAAUGCCUAUUUAAUUUAGUUAAGUGUGUACUAUAGAUCCGAUGUUCCUAGAAAGUUUCACCCAAAGGAUCAUAACAUACAAUGUCUAUUUUUCUUAUUUUGAAAAAUCUUUAUUUUUCUAUUUUGUGAAAAGCUAACAGUUUUAUUGCCUUUCUUUUGUCUGAUACAAUGCCACUGUUUAUGGUUUAGAUUGUUUUACUGUUACAGAUCUAUACAGAAAAGACAUGGAUAAACAAACAAAACAUUUUUAUUUUAUUCAUAAUUAUUAGUAGUAUUCUUUUUAUUUUAAGCAAACCAAUGUAAGCCACAUUAUAGAUUUGCAACAUCCAUUGUUUAUAAUUUGUUACUGCUCUUGGUAUAUGAUUCUUUCUAUGACUUUUUUGUAUAAAAAUUAUAUAAGAAUGUAUGAUGGUAAUCUGUACAGUGAUCCUCUUAUUUUCCUGGUCAGAAAAAAAAUGAGAAGGUGCUUUAACGUAUCGUUAUGACAUAUGCGUAAAUGUGAAGCAGCAUAGUCGCGUUUUUCACUUGGAGUUGUAGAAAAAAAGACUUAUUCAUUCUAAACCAUUUCUGUGUUCAAAAGAUUUUGCUACAACAAGAUAAACACACAGAAUUCAUAAUA